Limulus polyphemus (Atlantic horseshoe crab) is the source of this 1539-nucleotide messenger RNA. RefSeq names its product transmembrane protein FAM155A-like. Gene Ontology annotation, molecular function: protein binding; stretch-activated, monoatomic cation-selective, calcium channel activity. NCBI's taxonomy places the organism in Eukaryota, Metazoa, Arthropoda, Merostomata, Xiphosura, Limulidae. The transcript has 3 exons. Gene Ontology annotation, biological process: calcium ion import across plasma membrane. Gene Ontology annotation, cellular component: plasma membrane. The record is from RefSeq and is a predicted model, not a curated record. Bases 333 to 1415 code for a protein of 360 amino acids.
UAAAGGUCCAGGUUUAACUGUUUACAUUCAAUGAUAUUCACAUGGUCAUGCGCUGUGUUAUCUUUGGAAAGUAGAGAGAAACUUUCCGCGAAUAUGACGUCAAGAAGAGUGGUGCGACAUUCGGGAUGAGGAGCAUGAGCACCCGGUACAAAUGCAGUGUCACUCCCAGUUCUCUACUCUUAUCCCCGAAAAAGACGGACGUGCUUACGGUCACUGGUAACACCCUGGGGCAGGCAUGGGGCCACACAUGGCACGGUCAACCUGUCAUGAGGCCCCUCGCUGGAUUUUACUUCCAUCAACUUGAUUGGCCACAGUUCCUAAUCCGAUGAAAUAUGAAAUUUAUGUUUAACUAUGAGACCUGCACGCCAAACUUGGAAAAGCCCUACCGUGAAGUACUACAGAAGUGGCGGCUGUGUCUGGCAUCUCUCGUCUUUUUUGCCAUCGUUUUAGUCGAUAAUGUGGCAGCUUGUCAUGUCGUAGGAGGAGUAAAUACUGUCCGUUCUCAGUUUCGAAAUCCUUGGAUUCCUUACGACUUUAUGGGUGACUACACAUUUAACACUAAGGUGACUCGCACCUGCCACGGUCCACAGGAGCCGCGCCAAACACAGUGCCUUCAUUUAGAAGAGGACUUAUGCAGUUUGCUGCCGAGUACGAAGCUGGAGCAACUUCAUUUAGAUUUUUGCUCUAAUUACGCCCUAAAAACUGUGCUUGGCUCACAAGGUUGGCAGAAUAUUAUGGGUGUUGACGUUGACCGCUGUAGGACAACUCUUCACGACGUGGUCAGUCUGGACAACAUGGCCAAGAGGGUGAUGUGUGAGGUGGAAGCUGUACUUGCUCGAUAUGACUGUCAAGAAGGUUUUUCGGUCAACUUUAACUGUGAGGAUUGUGAGAAAGCGUAUCGAGAAUGGAUAUGUGCUAUGAUGGUUCCUUUCCAUGUUGAAGACCAGUUUGUGAGGCCCUGCCGGAGCUUCUGUCACCAAGUCGAGCGGCAGUGUCCGUACUUCCAUCCUUUUGUGUUCGAACAGUACGCUGGAGAACCAGUGUUCUUUUGUAUAGAUCCAAAUGUCCCAGACAUUCCUGCCAUAACUCCUGACUCACCUUAUGGCCAACCUGGAAGUUGUUACGAGCCUUGUCACGUAUCUCUGGACACAGGUCAUUCAUCGUGUAAAGUAUCUGACCUGUUCGAGUCUCUGAAAGCAAAUCAUUCUGUGCCCACUCUGAACUCCUCCCUGGAAGCACAGGUUAUGUCCUCUUGUGGUAUACGAAGUGGCGCCAAGCUCUAUAUUGUUUCAGCUCUAGUGCUUUUUGGAGUAUAUGUGUUUUGGUACCUCCUUCUACCUACACAUUGUACAGUAGCUAACGGUAAAACGACUAAAAAGAAAAAAAUGGGUUUCCAUAUAAAAGAACCCACUUAGCAGAACAAUAAUUUUUAGUGUGUGUGUGAUGGUUAUAUAAAAGAAGGAGAGCGACAAAAUUCUUCGCCGGAAAUAACCCACUGAUGAAUUUCCAUUUGACAUGAUUUGGUUAUAAUGAGAAACU